CCAAAACUCAAUCCAAAAUGGGCCAAUAAGGCAGUCCGAUGACAUGACGAUAUCGCUACUGAAAAACCCUAAUUGAGAAGCGCUAGCUACAUAUUAUUUUCAUAGCAGCCGUCUCUCUGCAGAUCGAAGCCGGAGGAGGGUGCAACAAUGGGUGCUUACACCUACGUAUCGGAGCUAUGGAGGAAGAAGCAGUCGGACGUGAUGAGGUUUAUGCAGCGGGUUAGGUGCUGGGAGUACCGCCAGCUUCCUUCCAUUGUUAGGGUUACUCACCCUACCCGACCCGAUAAGGCUCGUCGUAUGGGUUACAAAGCCAAACAGGGCUAUGUGAUCUAUCGAGUACGUGUGAGGCGUGGUGGAAGAAAGAGGCCAGUUCCAAAAGGUAUUGUGUAUGGAAAGCCAACAAACCAGGGUGUCACCCAACUCAAAUUUCAACGCAGCAAAAGAUCUGUGGCCGAAGAACGUGCUGGAAGGAAAUUGGGUGGUCUAAAGGUUCUCAACUCAUACUGGCUUAACGAGGACUCGACCUACAAGUACUUUGAGGUAAUCUUGGUGGACCCUGCACAUGCUGCUAUUCGCAACGAUCCAAGGAUCAACUGGAUCUGCAACCCGGUGCACAAACACAGAGAGCUUAGAGGACUCACUUCCGCUGGUAAGAAAUACAGAGGACUUCGUGGAAAGGGACAUUUGAACCACAAGAUGCGUCCAUCAAGAAGGGCUACUUGGAAGAGGAACAAUACUUUGUCUCUUCGCCGUUAUCGUUGAUCAUUUAUGCUGUGUUAUUGUUCUGUCUUUUAUCGACUUAGUGAUAUACUACUAAAUUUUGCUGUUUUAGAAUUCGGACUAAUUUUGUGUCGGUUUUGAUGGAAACUUUGCUUCGAGUUUGUUGUUUGAGACAUUUUUGUUACUCUGUUUCAGUCAUUUGAUGGUGUUUAUCAGUUUGGGAUU
Molecule: messenger RNA, 945 nt
Organism: Helianthus annuus (common sunflower)
Lineage: Eukaryota; Viridiplantae; Streptophyta; Magnoliopsida; Asterales; Asteraceae
Product: 60S ribosomal protein L15
Exons: 4
Coding region: 148-762 (204 amino acids)
Biological process (GO): cytoplasmic translation
Cellular component (GO): ribosome; cytosolic large ribosomal subunit
Molecular function (GO): structural constituent of ribosome; RNA binding
Source: RefSeq, a predicted model, not a curated record